This is a messenger RNA of Closterium sp. Naga37s-1, 840 nucleotides long. NCBI's taxonomy places the organism in Eukaryota, Viridiplantae, Streptophyta, Zygnematophyceae, Desmidiales, Closteriaceae. The record is from the annotation of a GenBank genome assembly.
AUGCAAGGGCAGACGCUGACGCAGCGCAGCACGUGCCGUGGGCCAAGCAAGCGGGUGCUGACCAAUCAUCGCGUGCCGCGUGGAGUGCGAGCCGCAGUAGCAACUGGUCACGCGAAGGUGGCCAAGGCAAAUGGCGCGGCGAUUCUUCACCGGGUGGAAGAGCUCCCGGACGGCACGGUGGUGCUGCGGUUCGCUGCGGCCGGCACGGGCGGCAUGGCCGGCAGCCACGUGGAGGUGGAGCGGAACGUGGUGGAGUUCCUGCAGGAGUGCACGACGACGUACUGCCGUCUCAUCGAUAACGACACGAUUGACCAGAUCGUGGGCACCCACGUGCCUCUCCAACCAGCCCAGCAGCUAACCCAUCUGGUAACCACCACUGCCCACAACACCGUAUCUGCACUCAAGGAGACUCUGUCCGGCCACACCCAUCAGCACCACCACGCACCUGCCACAAUCGGCCAUGCCUCCGCCCGGGAAACACAGCUUACCACUCUGAAAAGCACUCCUGCACCAGCAGCAGUUGCUGCUCUUUCAGCAGCAUCACCGAGAUCAGCAGCAGCAGCAGCAGAGGAUGAGAGUUCGAGAGCGAUCCAGCUUGCGCCUUCUGCUGCUAAGGCGGUUGCGCCUGUUGUGCUUGUAGCAGCAGCGGCAGCAGUAGUGCAAGUGGCCAAGGCCAUGGGUCUGCUGGGGAAGCUACCAGAAAACGCUCUCAAGGCGUUUGCACAGUGGAGCUGGCCUGCUGCAGCUGUGAUUGUAGCGGUGGCUGCAGGAUUGAUUGUAUGGAGCGGUCUCAAUGGGAGGCAAUCAUCAGGCAAGACGUUACAGCUAACCUCAACUUAA